UGUAAAGCACCGAAAUUCAUUAAUAAAGAAGAUGCAAAAUACCGUAUACAAGAGAACAACUACAAAAUCAGCCCACUUCCUUGGACAUAUUUUAGGGAAAACCGUUGGCUGAAUCGGUAACUAAAGAGCGAGAAGUUAUAACUUCCAUUUCUGCUUCUUAAACCCUCGAAUUAAAUGCUAAUAUAUAUAAAACCCACAGAAGACAGGGAAGAAGUUGAGGAACAGAAACAAAUGCGUUGGAAGUUGGAACUUGACGAGACUCGAUUUACGGUUCAUCUCAACAACUCUCCUCCUCCUCGCAUAUCCCCUUCAUUGCCGUUACUCAUCCCCACCACAGUUAUAAUACCCUGUCUCUCUCGCACUUUCUCAAACAGCUUCGGGGGCCUAUAAUGGGUCUCACAGCAAACAACGUCGCUUCCGAUCGGGUGAAAGGCUCUUGGAGCCCCCAAGAAGAUGCCACUCUCAUCAAGCUCGUCCAGCAGCACGGCCCUCGCAACUGGUCUCUCAUCAGCAUCGGCAUACCCGGACGCUCCGGUAAGUCUUGCAGGCUCCGAUGGUGCAAUCAGCUUAGCCCCGGCGUACAGCACCGCCCUUUCACUCCCGCGGAAGACGCCAUCAUCGUCCAGGCUCACGCCAUCCAUGGAAACAAGUGGGCUACCAUUGCCCGUCUCUUGCCCGGGCGAACGGACAACUCCAUCAAGAACCACUGGAACUCCAGCCUGCGCCGCGGCCGUGCGGCGGAAACGUCGAGUGCGUCCGGGUCCUCUAAGUCGGACUCUAUUAUGGUAAUGAAGAAGCGGCCGGAGCCUUGUGAACCCCCGAACGCAUCGGACAUGUGGCAGUCGGGGCAGCAAUCGAAGCGACAAUGCCUCGGGAGAAUUUCGCCGGAAAACAAUAGUUAUAAGGAUCCACUGGUGGGCCGUUUAACGACAUCGUUGAGUUUGUUACCUCCAGGAGAUAAGGUCGAUAACAAAGUGAAAGAAGAAAAGGAAGAACACGAAGAUGAAGAUAAAGCCAAGGGCGAAGGUGAAGGGAGUGAGAGUGGGAACCGGAAGGAAGAGGAACAGGCAGGCUUGGUGAGGAUGAUGAAGCGCUUGAUAGCAGCGGAGGUUAGGAAUUACAUUGAUAGUCUGCGGGCCGAUGAUAAGCUCAUUCUCAGAACUGGGCUGGGCCCUCACAUGGACCCAUCUUCUUCCCAGAAGAGCACGUAUUUGUUUAGGAUCGUAACUAUCUAUCUCUACAUGAUUAAUCUCGUUUCUUUGCUUUCGUAUUUGGCUAACCAAGUAGCAAUUUCUGGGUUUUCAAGGAAAAGUUCCAAUUGGUUCACAUCACAAAAAAGUGUAACCUCCGACGAUGAGGCGAAGUGUGAACAGUUGAGUAGGAGGAGGCUUGGACAGCGAAUGGUGGAUGAUACCACUGCGGACUCUGAGGAAGAUGCAUGGCUGUGUAAAGGACACACAUUCACGCAACCUUUAGAGAGCAAAGAAGAAGGAUAA
Molecule: messenger RNA, 1496 nt
Organism: Neltuma alba
Lineage: Eukaryota; Viridiplantae; Streptophyta; Magnoliopsida; Fabales; Fabaceae
Product: myb-related protein A-like
Exons: 2
Coding region: 390-1496 (368 amino acids)
Biological process (GO): regulation of DNA-templated transcription
Cellular component (GO): nucleus
Molecular function (GO): RNA polymerase II cis-regulatory region sequence-specific DNA binding; DNA-binding transcription factor activity, RNA polymerase II-specific
Source: RefSeq, a predicted model, not a curated record